AUGGUGCAGGUGUUAGGUAAAUAUGGGAUGGUGGAUGCUGGUGAGGAGGGGCCAUGGGAUGGUAACCAGGAGGUUCGGCGAGGAGCGGGUGGAGGAGCAGGGGGUGCUGGCGGGGGUGGUGCGGAGGGUGGGGGCAGGGGGGAAGCAGGCAGCAACAGGAGACCAGGGAGUUCCGAUAGGGUGGGAGUUGGAGAGGGGAGCGGAGAGGUGGGAGGAGGGGUGCGGGGAGGUGGGAGCGGAGGGGAGGAGGGAGGUGGGAGCAGGAGUGAGUGGUGGGGGGCUGGUCAGGGGAACAGUCAGAGUAACAAUCAGGGCAUGCAGGGGUACUCAAGAGGAGGAGGGGGGGAGGCGAGUCAAGAUGCACAGCAGAGAGGUGCCCGGGCGACGCAGUCUGCUGCCGGCAUCGCCAGGCAGGAACCCAAGGAUGAUGCAGAGGACGACGAGGUGACUCGCUUAAGGGAGGCAGCGGCAGCGGCGCAGAGGCGAAUAGCGCGGUAUGAGGCGGAGUGUGACGGGCGGCUGGCAAAGCUCAGGCGGAGAGGGAGGCGCUGUGUGGCAGUGGAUGAGGGGAGGGCGCUCAUCACGAGAGAACGCGAUGCAGCGGUAGCAGCAGCCAAGGAGGAGGUGGAGCGGGAGAGGCAGCGAGGCCAAGAGGCAGUGAUGCAGCGGUGGCUCAUAUAUGAAGCCUUCCCCUUCCCAUUCCCCCUGCUUUAUCCUCCCGCACAGCCCUUUGACGUUGGGGCACUCACCCAAGCCCGCAGUGUUGCAGUGGAUGAGGGGAGGGCCCUCAUCACAAGAGAACGAGACGCAGCCGUGGCAGCAGCAAAGGAGGAGGUGGAGCGGGAGAGGCAGCAAGGCAGCGAGGCAGCGAGCGAGCCGUCUCCCUUUGAUGCGGGAGCUCUCACUCAAGCUCGCAGCGUUGCAGUUGACGAGGGGCGGGCGCUCAUCACACGGGAGAGAGACGCAGCGGUAGCAGCAGCCAAGGAGGAGGUGGAGCGGGAGAGGCAGCGGGCCAUGGCUGUGCUGCGAGAGGAAGCUUCCUUGAAGGUGGCCCUGGAGCGGCGGCACCUGCAGGUGGAUCCUCAGGUGGUGGCGCUGGUGAAUCUGGAGGAGGUGGCCCGGCAGCAGGAGUUUCUGAACCGGUGGCGGGCGGCACUGGAGCAAGAGAAUCCGCAAGUCCUAGCCCGAUGGAAGGCCGCAGCCACAGAGGAAGAGCAGCGAAUGCUGGAGAUGGCACGGAGAGAAGCAGCAGCGCGGGGUGGAGCGAAUAGUAGAGCAGGAGGAGGCGGGGGGGGGAGCGGGAAGCAGCCCUAA
Molecule: messenger RNA, 1314 nt
Organism: Closterium sp. Yama58-4
Lineage: Eukaryota; Viridiplantae; Streptophyta; Zygnematophyceae; Desmidiales; Closteriaceae
Source: the annotation of a GenBank genome assembly